AUGGAUUUAAAUGUUAUCAACGAUACUUGCCAAAAAGGUACCCCACGUUUCCCAGAAGAAAAAACUCAAACUACCAAAGUUGUUAAAACUCAAAAAUGGGUAAACAAUUCAAAUACUUAUGAUGAUGGUGUCAUCAAAUUAGAACAACCAAGACAAAGAGUUUUAGUUGAAAAACAACAAACUCAAAUCAAAGUUGACGAAGGAAAGGACAAUAUUAAUGUUUAUGAAAUGCCACCAGAAAUUAUUAUUAAAGAAAAUGCUACUGAUUUAGAAGUUGUUGAAAAAUCAUUAAGAGCUGAUGUUAAUGUACCAGCUGCUCAAGUUGAAAUUCAACAACCAGCUCCAAGAAUUUUCUUAGAUCAACAUGCCCCAAUUAUUGAUGUUAACCAAAUGGCCCCAAGAGUUGAAUUUAUUCAAAGAGAACCAAUUGUUAGUGUUAACCAACCAAAGGCAUCUGUUAUUAUUAAUCAACAAAAACCAGAAGUUCAAAUUCAAUCAUCCAAACCAUUAGUUUCAUUUGCUUCAGCUGCUCCACCAAAUAUUAAAGUUACCCAACAAGAACCAUUAAUUAAAUUAAUUAGAGGUGAACCAAUUGUCCGUAUCUCUGAAUUCAAAGGUACUCCAGAAAUUAUUUUACAAAAAUCUGAUAGUUGUGUACUCAAUGUUAAACCAAUGCCAGCUCCAGUCCUUACUCUUUCAAAAGGUAAAAUGGCCACUGAAUUCGUCUCAACCACCAGCCAACAAAACUCUUCACCAAAAAUAAUUAAAAAAGAAGAAACCUUCAUCAGAAAAGAAGAUGGUAAAACCACCAAAUUUGAAAAGAAAGCUGAAUGGUUAAACGAAAAACCAACAAUGUCACCAAAAAUUAGACAACAAGUUUAA
Molecule: messenger RNA, 882 nt
Organism: Dictyostelium purpureum
Lineage: Eukaryota; Evosea; Eumycetozoa; Dictyosteliales; Dictyosteliaceae
Exons: 2
Coding region: 1-882 (293 amino acids)
Source: RefSeq, a predicted model, not a curated record